This is a messenger RNA of Peromyscus californicus insignis, 2263 nucleotides long. RefSeq names its product cleavage and polyadenylation specific factor 4 (gene Cpsf4). The record is from RefSeq and is a predicted model, not a curated record. Gene Ontology annotation, molecular function: zinc ion binding; RNA binding. The coding region runs from base 130 to 1098 and encodes 322 amino acids. The transcript has 6 exons. Gene Ontology annotation, cellular component: mRNA cleavage and polyadenylation specificity factor complex. Lineage: Eukaryota; Metazoa; Chordata; Mammalia; Rodentia; Cricetidae.
CUGGGCGCUCCCGGCAUCCCUUGCGGGGCGGCGGUGGCGGCGGGAUAUAAGGAGGGGACGGCGGAGAGUGGUGUGAGUUGGAGGAGAGAGACGUGACGGGGAGCCGGGCCGGAGGCCGCCACCGCCGCCAUGCAGGAAAUCAUCGCCAGCGUGGACCACAUCAAGUUCGACUUGGAGAUCGCCGUGGAGCAGCAGCUCGGGGCACAGCCGCUGCCCUUCCCUGGCAUGGAUAAGUCGGGGGCUGCUGUCUGUGAAUUCUUUUUGAAAGCUGCCUGUGGCAAAGGGGGCAUGUGUCCAUUCCGCCACAUUAGUGGUGAGAAGACAGUUGUGUGCAAACACUGGCUGAGAGGACUGUGCAAGAAAGGGGACCAGUGCGAGUUCUUGCAUGAGUACGACAUGACCAAGAUGCCCGAGUGCUACUUUUACUCCAAGUUCGGGGAAUGCAGCAACAAGGAGUGCCCCUUCCUGCACAUCGACCCUGAGUCCAAGAUCAAGGACUGCCCUUGGUAUGACCGCGGCUUCUGUAAGCAUGGUCCCCUGUGCAGGCACCGGCACACUCGGAGAGUCAUUUGUGUGAAUUACCUCGUUGGAUUCUGCCCUGAGGGACCUUCAUGUAAAUUCAUGCACCCUCGAUUUGAACUGCCCAUGGGAACUACUGAGCAGCCCCCACUACCACAGCAGACACAGCCUCCAGCAAAGGUAUUGUACCCUGGUUGCUCCUGGCCACAGUGGCCUCAUUAUCCACUCAGUGUGAGGUCUGCUAUAAACCCCCCUGGGGGUGGGGGGGCUUGUGAGGAGGGUAAAGGGGGAAGCAGGAGAGAGGCGAUGUACUCUCUCAUUGCAACAGAAAAAUCAGAGCGAAGCAGUUUGCUUCUUUUAGAAAUGGAGGGCAGCAAGCCCCAGAGCAGGUGGGAGAUGGGUCCAUGUAGCAGAAUCAUUGUAAACAUGGACUGUGCAGUUCUGGCUCAGUGGUGUCUGCCUUGGGAACUGAGCCAGGGCACAGGGACUGGGCCCACAUUGGCUGUUCUUGCUUCUGAGCCAGAACCUUCCCUUUACAAAGGAAGAAACUUGGCCUUCUGGAGGGAGGGAUUUACCUGAUGGGUUACUGUCAAGCAGUGGCAGAAAUAAGAGCAUGACCAAGAUUGACUGAUAACUGGUUAGUGUCAGCAUGGCUCCAGUGGGGAUUACUGUCACAAACAGGAAUAAAAGAUUAGCCAGCCCCACAAUCUAGUCAGUGUUUAUCCCUAAGCACAAGGAAAGAGGGAAGUGCCAUGGAUAAACGGGGAUGUAUAGUAGUACUCAAACCAGGGUACCCUGGGCUUGCUGACAGGAGUGGGCCCAGAGGAAGGGCUGGCCUGCAUGACAGGCAGGGCCUUCAGCACCUAUACAUAAGCUGACUGCACUCCAGAAGCCUCACUUCGGCUGGCUGGCUUUAAGUCAGGAACCAUGUCCCCUUUCAGUCCUUCCAUUGCCAGAGCCUAAAGGGGCUGCACAGACCCCACCCUUAGGAGAUGGUGGCACCAAGCAAAUCAGACUUCCUGAGGAGAGCCAGGCAGUCCCUGGCACAAGUGCAGCUUAUAGCCUGGGGGUUCCUAGCUCUAGCCUGACAUUUCCUGGGUCAGAGCCAAGAUCCCAUCUGGUUGGAGGUGCCUAGCUCUGGAAUCCCCACCUAAGAGCCCCACUCCCCUUUCCCAUGUGACUCCCUAGAGGAGGGCCCUCUCAGCCCUAGACUGCAGGCCAGUGUGUCAGGCUCCAACUGUUUUUCUGUGACUGUUGCUCGCCGUGUAGGCUGCUAAACAUCUGGCUGAACCAAGCGUUCAUCCUGACCUGAAGCUAGAACCUCAAACAAAAGUAAGGCCUGAUCAUGCCCUCACCCCACUGCCCAGAGACUUCCUCUCGUCUCUUCCAUGUUUUCUUUUCUACUUUUAGUUCUUGUCUUUGUGUGUCUGCAUGGUGUUUUUCAGACAGCAGCUCCUGCCAUCAUCACCAGAACCUUCUUUUCGGCCCACUCUCCUGGGGCAGGCCAUUGCAGAAGCCCUCUUCCUGCUGGUCAUGCGGGAGAGGUCCCGUCCUCUUUUUUUCUGUCCCCAUUGGUAGUCCACGUGCACGUGUUUUCCGCAGUAAAACCGUGUUGUGUAACUCUUUCCAGCAAAGUAACAAUCCGCCAUUACAAAGGUCGUCCUCCUUGAUCCAGUUAACGAGUCAGAACUCUUCUCCCAAUCAGCAGAGAGCCCCGCAGGUCAUUGGGGUCAUGCAGAGUCAA